GCCACACCGCCACACCAACCCACACAUAGAGUCACCCCCUACCGAUUCAAACCCACACCUUCUCACUCUCUCCGAUUCUCCCAGAUCUACAGGGUCUAAACCAAGAUGAUGCAGCUACUGUACACCGCGAUCUUCAGCCAAAUGGCGCUGAUUCUGACUCUCCUCUUCAAGACGCCUCUAAGGAAGCUCGUGAUUUUGGGCCUCGAUAAGCUCAAGCGAGGCAAAGGCCCUGUUGUCGUCAAAACCGUCGGCGGCACCGUCGCCGCUGUGCUCUUGGCCAGCGUCUACAAUAUCAACGAGCUCAGGAGCCGCACCAACGAGGCCGGCAUGCUUAAUCCCACCGACGAGGUCCUCAUGUCCAUGAAAAUGCUCGAGAUUUCUCUCAUGGGGUUUUUUCUGUUUCUUUCACUGAUGAUUGAUAGAUUGCACCAUUACAUAAGAGAACUUAGAUUUCUGAGGAAGGCCAUGGAGGCUGCAAAGAAACAAAACCAGGCUACUCAAGAGGAGAAAAACGAGGGCCACAAGACUUUGGUACAAGAGAAUGAAACACUGAGGGCAAAAGUUAAGAAUCUGGAAACCGAACAUGAGACCAAAGAAAAGAAGGCAAAGGUAGCAGGUGCUGAGGUAGAGGCCCUAAAGAAGCAAUCUGAGGGACUUCUUCUGGAAUAUGAUCGCCUGCUGGCAGAGAACCAACAUCUUCGCGACCAGUUGAAAUCAAUUGAUCAGAGCAUAUCACACUCUGAUGACAAAAAAAAGACGUAAGGCGAAAUAUCUACCUCUAUGAGGGAAACUGUAGAUCUGCAUUAAGGCAGAAAGGAAAAUGAGUGCACUUACUCAAUGGGAUCAGUAUGGAUGGAUAUAUAAUGGGGUGCCAAUGGUAGUCAAAUGAUGCGCAACAAUGUGGUUGAUUUUCAGUAUUAUCUGAUAAAUAUUUCUCAGAGUAAUAGUUUUACUUCUAACUUUGCA
Messenger RNA from Argentina anserina (silverweed cinquefoil), 966 nucleotides. RefSeq lists its product as uncharacterized. The record is from RefSeq and is a predicted model, not a curated record. The transcript is spliced from 2 exons. Gene Ontology annotation, cellular component: endoplasmic reticulum membrane; endoplasmic reticulum. NCBI's taxonomy places the organism in Eukaryota, Viridiplantae, Streptophyta, Magnoliopsida, Rosales, Rosaceae. Bases 106 to 762 code for a protein of 218 amino acids. Gene Ontology annotation, biological process: intracellular protein transport; endoplasmic reticulum to Golgi vesicle-mediated transport.